This is a messenger RNA of Kluyveromyces lactis, 1500 nucleotides long. It is a transcript of the gene APE4, whose product is annotated as aspartyl aminopeptidase. Lineage: Eukaryota; Fungi; Ascomycota; Saccharomycetes; Saccharomycetales; Saccharomycetaceae. Bases 1 to 1500 code for a protein of 499 amino acids. The transcript has a single exon. Gene Ontology annotation, biological process: proteolysis. Gene Ontology annotation, molecular function: metalloaminopeptidase activity; zinc ion binding. Gene Ontology annotation, cellular component: fungal-type vacuole. The record is from RefSeq and is a predicted model, not a curated record.
AUGCUGAGACUACAUCUGAGGAGUAAAUCCACCAUGUCUGGUUCCAGUGUCAUAAAUUAUCCGCAGGAAUUCGUAAACUUUUUGAACAGCUCCCCAACUCCAUACCAUGCCGUUCACAAUAUCAAGUCGCAUCUUCAGUCGAAUGGAUUCGUGGAAUUGAAGGAAACGGAUCCUUGGGAGUCUCAUUUCAAGAAACUGGGUAAAUAUUUCGUUACCAGAAACAACUCUUCCAUCGUUGCAUUUGUCGUUGGUGGAAAAUGGAAACCAGGUAAUCCCGUAGCUAUUGUUGGAGCUCAUACCGAUUCCCCCGUCCUAAGAAUUAAGCCAAUUUCCAAGAGAACUAAUGAGGGGUUCUCUCAGAUUGGUGUAGAAUGUUACGGAGGUGGGAUUUGGCACUCCUGGUUCGACUCUGAUCUUUCUGUGGCAGGAAGAGUUAUGGUUCAAGAUAGUAAAAGCAAGAACAUCGUUUCGAGGCUAGUUGAUUUGAAGAAACCUUUGUUAAAGAUUCCAACCUUAGCUAUUCAUUUGGAUAGAGAUGUUAACACCAAAUUCGAAUUCAACAAAGAGACCCAGUUGUUGCCCAUUGCAGGUUUAUCUAUUAAGGAUAAGAAAGAAGAAACAAAGAAAAGUGAAGGAUGCUGUGGGGAUUCACAACCUCUAUCGGAGGACCAGUUCUCUUCUUUGAAAUCAAUCAUCGAGAGGCAUCAUGAAGAUCUUUUGGAAUUGAUUCGUAAAGACUUGGAACUAGAAAAUGUCACUGAUAUUGAAGAUUUCGAAUUGAUCUUAUACGAUCAUAAACCUUCCACCCUAGGUGGUAUUCAUGAUGAGUUUGUAUUUUCAGGAAGAUUGGAUAAUCUUACCUCGUGUUUCACUUCAAUGCACGGAAUCACUGAGGCAGCAGAUACGGGUUUAUCUGAAGACGAAGGAAUUCGUAUGGUAGCGAUGUUUGAUCACGAGGAAAUCGGAUCUUCAUCCGCCCAAGGCGCAGAUUCUAAUUUUUUGCCUAAUGUACUUGAAAGGAUAACUCCAUUAGCAGGUUCGGAUGAUGUUCAACAGACAUCAGCUUCCUCGUUGUUGCAAUCUGCAGCCAAAUCGUUUUUCCUAUCGAGUGAUGUUGCCCAUGCAGUUCAUCCAAACUACUCUUCAAAACAUGAAACUCAGCACAAACCACAAUUUGGUGCUGGCCCCGUCGUUAAGAUCAAUGCUAAUCAAAGGUACAUGACAAAUUCUCCAGGUUUAGUAUUACUCAAAAAAAUUGCUGAUGAAGCUGAAAUCCCCCUACAAUUAUUUGUUGGUGCAAAUAAUGUUCCAUGUGGCUCAACAAUUGGACCAAUCCUAGCAUCCAAAACAGGUAUCAGAACAUUGGAUAUCGGAAACCCGAUCUUGUCAAUGCAUUCUAUCAGAGAAACUGGUUCGGCCAAAGAUAUCGAACUGCAAGUGAAGUUGUUCAAAAAGUUCUUCGAAAGAUACUCUGAACUUCAGCAUACUAUCGAAGUCUAA